Sordaria macrospora k-hell is the source of this 1503-nucleotide messenger RNA. RefSeq lists its product as uncharacterized. The record is from RefSeq and is a predicted model, not a curated record. Gene Ontology annotation, molecular function: transmembrane transporter activity. Gene Ontology annotation, cellular component: membrane. Lineage: Eukaryota; Fungi; Ascomycota; Sordariomycetes; Sordariales; Sordariaceae. Gene Ontology annotation, biological process: transmembrane transport.
AUGCCGGGCACGUCCUUCUCCUCCCGGUCCUCCUCCUCCGCCAUCACCGCCAACUCCUCCCCCUCGAUUCGCUCUCUGUUGAUGCUAGUCGCCCUUGUCAAUCUCGCCUGGAGUCUCUAUCAACUCCCGCUCAACCGUGUCAUUGAACGCAGACUCUGUCGGGACUUUUACCUCGACGUCGACCCUUCAAUAAUAGGCCAAGAUGGAAACGUGCCCGAGGAGCUGUGCAAGCUGGACGGCAUACAGCAGGAUCUGGGUAGCAUGAUGGGCCUCAUGGAGACGGGCUGGGUUGCUGGCGACUUUGUCAUGACCAUCCCCCUCGUCCUGCUUGCCGACCGCUACGGCCACGCCUUUGUCCUGCGACUCAACCUCGUGCCUCGCAUCCUCGUGCUCUGCUGGACCCUCGCCGUCGGCUACUUCGACCACGCCCUUCCGCUGCCCGCCCUUGCCCUGGGCCCGCUCUUGUCAGUCCUCGGCGGAGAUUGUGUGUUCAACUCGAUUGUCUACUCGCUGGUCUCGACGGCUACCCAUGACCGUGUGCAAAGAGCCACCUUCUUCGGCCAGGUGAAUGCUGUCUCGAGCAUAUUCGUCGCCCAGCUUGGUCCUGCUCUGGCCUCCGCCACCAUGGGCAUAUCGCUAUGGCUUCCUCUGUGUACCGGCGUCGUUCUUCUCGCUGCUGUGCCCGUCAUCUCCGGCCUUCCCGCAUCAAACACCGGCAGUCCUAGAAUUAGAUACCAGCAUGACCAAGAGUCAACUGCGCCCUUGUUACCGCAAGACACAAACAUCAAAGAGUCCGUCUCCGGUCACAUCUCCUCCGUGUUCAAGGUCAUAACCAGCUACCCGCCCAACUUCACCCUCCUGCUUGCUAGCUUCUUUCUCACCUCUCUGGCCAGUUCCGACACCAAGCUCAUGGCCCAGUACAUCUCCAAGCGAUGUGGGUGGAAGUUCACCUCGGUCGGUUACUUGCUAUCGGGAAAAGCAGUCUUUAACUUUUUCCUUCUCUAUCUUAUCAUCCCUGCCAUCUUGCGUCGGCGCCGGUCAUCUUCUCCUCAGUCCCGACGCCUCUCGGACCCGGAUGUCUCCACCAUUCAAGACCACAAGGUGGCCGAUGGACACAACAUCAGCUAUGCUCAAACCUGUCUUGUCUUUUCGGUUCUGGGUGCUGUCGCCAUAGCGAUGGCUGCGACGGUUUGGCUCUUGGUACCGUCACUGCUGCUUUACGCCAUGGGCAUCGCACUCCCCAUGUUUACUUACUCGCUGCUCAAAUCACCUUCGUUAAUGCCAGAUUCAAGUGGGCCAGAAACAAGUCUGGUUUCGGAAGCUCAGAUCUUCUCCAUCGUCAUGCUGGUAAAGACGAUGGGCUUGCUAGUCGGAGCACCGACCAUGGCAGCUCUGUGGGUUCAAGGCGUCAAGGUCGGCGGGUGGGCGUUGGGUUUACCGUACUUUUUGAGCGCAGCCUAUUAUGCGCUUGCCAUGCUCGUGGUAACGAGGAUAAAGCCUUGA